AAAGGGAACAGCGGAAUGCCGGCUUCAGAUCCUGGUGCAUGACAAUAGAAAUCAUAUAUGUCAUAUGCAAACACGGGUCGAGACCCUGAAAUUGGUUAGGAAGGUUUCAGCCCGUCAGUAAUCGCCGUGUUCCCAAGAUGAGAAGGACGGGGUUUCUUGCCGACGUUUUCAUUCUUGCUGUUACUGGAUUAUUUCAAGUGAUUGUUGCGGAUGAUUUUCAUGAGUACUGUAUUGUAGGAGCAGGGCCCGGAGGCUUGCAGUUGGGUUUCUUUUUCGAGCGAGCAGGAAGGGACUACGUUAUCUACGAACGUGACGGGUUGGCCGGGUCGUUCUUUCGGAAAUAUCCACGCCAUAGGAAACUAAUCUCCAUCAACAAGCGAUUUACAGGUCGCUCGAAUAAAGAGUUCAAUCUCCGCCACGAUUGGAAUUCGCUGAUCAGUGAUGACGAGUCGCUCUUGUUUCGAGAGUACUCGGAUGAGUUUUACCCGCCAGCCGACAACCUGGUGAAGUACCUAAAUGACUACGCCAAGAAACUCAAGCUCAAUGUUCAGUACAAUACGAACAUUACCAAGAUCUCGAGGGGGACACGAGCUGAAGACCCGUUUUAUCUGUACGAUCAGAACGCUGUCAAGCAUACGUGUACUAACUUGAUUAUGAGUACUGGGCUGGCUACUGAAAACCUCCCGGAAAAUUUUAAGGGCGUAGAGCACACAGAGAGUUACAAUGACAUCUCUACCAACCCAAAAGAUUUCGAAGGUCAAACCGUGCUGAUCAUUGGCAGAGGCAACUCAGCUUUCGAGACUGCGGCUUCCAUUCUCGGUUCGACAAACCACAUACAUAUGUUUGCAAGGUCUCGCCUUCGUCUCUCCUGGGAGACUCACUACGUAGGGGACCUGAGGGCAGUGAACAACGAAGUACUAGAUACAUAUCAGCUGAAAUCGCUUGACGGCCUACUAGAAGUACCAGUUGAAAUUAUUGAAAUUAAAAAGUCCAAAGGAAAGCUAUACGUGGACACAGCGAUUGGAAAAGGAGCGGACAAUUUCGCUAUUCGUGAGCCAUAUGACCGCGUCAUCAGAUGCAUGGGCUUUAAGUUUGACUUUUCGGUGUUUGACAACACAUCUCAACCCAGACAGUGUCAUGGAAUGUACAUGCGCAAGUUUCCAUCCAUGAAACCCAACUACGAGUCCACUAGGGUGCCUCGGAUGUACUUUACUGGAGUUGUGACCCAUGCAGUGGAUUUCCGCAAGUCCGCUGGGGGAUUCAUCCACGGAUUCCGUUACACAGCUCGUACUCUACACCGCAUACUCGAGCAGCGAAACCACAACGUCACGUGGCCUCACACCAAGCUACCGCUGACCGAACUCAUGGGCGUCAUACUCAGACGAAUCAACGAAGCAUCGGGUAUUUACCAGAUGUUCGGCAUUCUCGGAGAAGUCAUGAUAUUCCGCCCUGACAACACGGUUGAGUACUACGAGGAAUUUCCGAUCAGACUCAUUCACAAGUUUGAAGAAUAUAGCGGAUCCGCUGCUGGUCCGAUGUUGGUUAUAAACAUGGAGUACGGCAAGGACUAUUCAGGACCAGGAAAAGACGUGUUCAGAGGAAACAGAGCCGCGGCAGCAGGAGUCCCGAGUGUUGCACAUCACUCGAAUUUCCUACACCCUGUGCUGUACUUCUACAAGACGCCUCCCACAGUGGCGCCGAAAGACGCAGAUAAUCACUACGAGCUGCCCCGCCCAGAUGACAUGCAUGUAAUGGUGGAAGACUUCCUCACUCUCUGGGACGCCCCCAUAGCCCACUAUUUGCUUCUUCGCCGGUUCCUUGAGAAGAUCCAACACAGGGACCUCAGGCUCUUCUUCGCCCAGUCGUGCUUCAAGAUGGCGAUGACGCACACUUCGGUACCUGAAGGGUGUGAACAGCAGUACCUCAAAGGUCAAAUGCUGGUGGGAGCUGAGAAUGUUGUAUUGAAGGCAAAACGCCGUGGGCUUCUGAUGUGAACCCAGCCAAACCACGUGAUGCGAAGUCACGUGAUCAUUUUACGUGUGGUUUGCCAGCAUUUUUACAGUCCAACAGAUUACAGUUUUUGAGGAUUUUGUGUUGCAAUAGAACUAGAGGCAUAUAAGAAAGGACCGAGAUGGAAACACAUUGUUUUCUCUCGUUGUGAACUUUUAGCGUUUUUUUAGUUUUAGUUUUUAUGUAUUUUUAUUCUACAGGUUUUAGAUAUUUGUAUUUGCGUCUGCUUUUUUAACUAUUCUAGCAUAAUCAUCCAUUUUUAAAUUAAAUAAACAUAAGUGUGUUUAUAAGACAGCAUUCGGGUUUACAGAUGUCAUAAAAGGCAAAGAAAUAAAUAGAGCCCGCUCCACCCCCUACCACCUACUUCGAUUCACCUCCCCCUCCCCCAUAAGUAUUUUAUUGUUAUUCUUUUGGCCAGCGGUUCUUCAUUAGCAAAAUUAGGCGAACAAAAAAAGAAUGUCAAAUGUAUAUAAAUGUUAGAAAAUAAUGUCAAUAAAAAAUUUCAAAUACAAAUCAUUUUAUAUAUAUAUUUUUAAAUAUAUUUUGAAAAAUAUUUUCAUGGAUAAAAUCAAGUCUAUUGAAAACAGUAAAUAAAACUGAUGUUUUUUUAAGAAUCCUUGGUCACCUGCCGAGAAUAUCACAGGUAUGAACAAGCAAGAAAAUGAAUCUCCCUAGAAUUCGAAAUCCACUGGAAAUGGCUUAUUAAACAGCUGGUUAGAUAAAUAUUUUGUGAACCCGACAGAAACAACGAAUCGACACCAAAUGUCAAAACCGCAGAAGAUAGCGAACAAUGCGUUUAGUUGAAUUUAAACGAUUAACAUCAUGUCCCAGAAUUACCAUUUCGUAAACCGACAGGCAUUUAAAAGCUCCAUUUGGCCGGAGGGGAAUAAUUAUUGUCACUAAGCGUGGGCUAAAAUGUAUAUGAUAUCCAGGAGAGCGUUAUAAUGACAUGAAAAACGCUUCGAAAAGAAAAACGUCGUGAGCAACAGACUUCGCUCAGACGGAAGUACCUGCUAAAAACUUUUUUGGGAAGAAGUGAUUGCGGGAAAAUUUCAUGCAGGACUUAACACGACAAAUAUUUUCAAAGAUAUAUUUUCACCAUUAACGGACAAGCUAGAAUUUACUUGGUUAAAAUGGACGAAACAUUUGGCUACAUCGAGGAAAAUUUCCGCGCCGCGCACCCUAUGUAUCACUAUUCUUUCAUCGUCUUCGAUUCUGUUGUGGUUGGCGCGGCCGCCAUUUUGACAAAUAUUAUCCUUUCCUAUUUGCUUUCGUUCAUCUACGCAAGACUGAAGCGCUUCAUGGUUAUCGAGGACGUUGCCUUCUGGGUGAACUUUGCAUUUCUUAUGCUGAACCUGUGUGUGACUGCAAUCGUGGCGUUAGUUUUGGACAGAAGGAUAAAGCGAUACUGGGCGCGUGAGGUCCUCUUUAAAUUUGCCACAGAGGGGGAGGCAUGGGAUUUAUUUGCUCAAGCUAAGACUGAGCUUUAGCCAAACACUGUUUUUGGUCACAAGGGCGGCCUAGUCCCUGGAGUUUGACUGGUAUUCCUGUGGUGGUUAAGAGUUCUGACGUCACAAAGGAUCCAAUCCCUCCUCGUCCCCAAAGCCUAGGCUGUAAUAGGGACAAGACAGGAAAAUUGUUUGUUGCCAAGACCUGUUUUAUAAAAUGUUGUGACAUUGAAGCGCAAAACCUUUUCACGCCUUGUAUCUUUUUAAACUAUUAAAUAAAGCGCGAAUAUUUCGA
Messenger RNA from Nematostella vectensis (starlet sea anemone), 3753 nucleotides. Its product is annotated as FAD-dependent oxidoreductase domain-containing protein 2. The coding region runs from base 138 to 1994 and encodes 618 amino acids. Lineage: Eukaryota; Metazoa; Cnidaria; Anthozoa; Actiniaria; Edwardsiidae. The record is from RefSeq and is a predicted model, not a curated record. The transcript is spliced from 23 exons. Gene Ontology annotation, molecular function: monooxygenase activity; flavin adenine dinucleotide binding.